CUUCCACUCACUACAGAGGCCUCGGACUUAUCCGCAUUUCUUCCAGUUGCUCAGUCUGCACUAGCAAGUAAUGCUGUGAGUGGUUCUGCUGCGACAGUUUCGUCGUCAACUUCUACUGGUCUUGUGCAGGAUAGUGGCGCAGACGCAGGGCAGCCUCGAAAAUGUGCCACAACUGAGUUCUUCCUUCCCCUCGUCUGGACUAUGCCUAGCCACACCGCAUUCGAAUUGUUGUCAAAAAUGAUGGAGUGCUUCGGGGAGGUGGUCGGCUGCAUCUCCUUGCACGGACCUCCAGUAAUUUUAUGGCAAAGCAAGCAUUUGGUGUCUCUUCUCUUCGUUUCUGGGUCACGUAUGUUCCUUCCUCUAGGUCUAGGAGCAUCAGAACAAGUGGCGCACAGCGUGGGAAAUGGAAACACCAAAGCCCAUCCUCUAAUCGUCGCGUACGUAAUAGGCGACGCCGCUGGCGUAAUGAAGAAAUUAAAUGUUAAGGUGCCAUUAAGUGUCAUGCGCUGACUCGUCUUAAUUUGCGUUGUAUUCCCAAUACGAGGAAGCCAAGUACAAAGUCAGCGCCGUUUUAUAUGCAAAUGUGGGACUUCUAACAAUGACUUGUGGUGUGGCUUGUAUAUAGUGAAACAAAACGUGCUCGAUCUUGAGCUUCACUGCCUCCAGCACCAACUAGCGCUGUCGAGUUGUGGGGCAGCCGAAUGCUAUUUGGCGGCGCGUGACUUGUUCAAAGAGGGGGCAGCCAAGAACACGCGCCACAAGCAAUGCGGAG
Amoebophrya sp. A25 is the source of this 772-nucleotide messenger RNA. Lineage: Eukaryota; Dinophyceae; Syndiniales; Amoebophryaceae. The record is from the annotation of a GenBank genome assembly.